Messenger RNA from Phalaenopsis equestris, 1383 nucleotides. RefSeq names its product probable sodium/metabolite cotransporter BASS5, chloroplastic. Gene Ontology annotation, cellular component: membrane. NCBI's taxonomy places the organism in Eukaryota, Viridiplantae, Streptophyta, Magnoliopsida, Asparagales, Orchidaceae. Bases 102 to 1355 code for a protein of 417 amino acids. The record is from RefSeq and is a predicted model, not a curated record. The transcript has 8 exons.
UUUUUGAACCCUAAAUUAUAAUUUCUGCGGCCGCCGGAAGGCGACGGCGGGCAAGCAUCGGCAACCUCGCUCAAAAUUUCCCUCCCGUCUAGUCCAACAGGAUGAAUCCCAACUCGAUCGCUCUUCAGGUUUCCACAGUCAAAACCUCAACUCUGCACUUGUUUCGAAGGUCGAUCGAUCUUUCCUCCUCUUACUCAGGCGGUAAAAUUCACUGCACUGAGGCCAAGAGACUAUCCUUGAAUCUCACCAGAUCACCAUACGCUCCACGCAAACAUUUGCCAGUUCUGGGGCAGAGAUUCGUCUCUCCGAAGUUCACGAGCCAUUUCGAGCGAGAAAAUACGAGGGAAGAUUCGAUCACACCUACACCGGAUGUCGAGCGAAGCAAGUUUGAUGAUGUUUUGAGCAUUCUAAAGAGUGCGAAUUCCAUUAUCCCCCACGUAGUACUGGCAAGUACUGUACUGGCUCUAGUUUAUCCACCGUCUUUUACGUGGUUCACAACCAGGUUUUAUGCGCCAGCACUGGGUUUUUUGAUGUUUGCUGUUGGUGUUAACUUGAGUCCCAAGGAUUUUCUAGAAGCUAUUAGAAGACCAGAAGUUAUCGCUGCCGGAUAUGCCGGACAAUUCAUCAUAAAGCCUAUCCUUGGUUACAUCUUUGGCUCUAUUGCAGUUUCAAUUUUGAAUCUUCCUAAUUCUUUAGGUGCGGGGAUCAUGCUUGUUUCAUGUGUUAGUGGAGCACAGUUAUCAAAUUAUGCAACUUUUCUGACAGAUCCACCUAUGGCCCCUCUAAGCAUUGUUAUGACAUCUCUGUCAACAGCCACAGCUGUGUUUGUUACCCCUACUUUAUCAUUGCUGCUCAUUGGGAAAAAAUUACCUGUUGAUGUAAUUGGAAUGAUGUCCAGUAUUAUGCAGAUUGUUGUUGCACCAAUUGCAGCGGGAUUGCUUUUGAACAGGUUUCUUCCGAGUAUUUGUGCAGCUGUUCAACCCUUUCUCCCGCCUCUUUCCGUUUUAGUAACAGCCCUUUGUGUUGGUUCUCCUUUAGCAAUAAACAUCGAUGCGGUGAUCUCUCCUUUUGGAGUAGCAGUUUUGCUUCUAAUUUUUGGAUUUCAUGCAUCAGCUUUUAUAGCUGGAUAUGGUCUUUCUGGAUUGGUAUUUCGCAAGGUUGAUGAUGUAAAAGCACUGCAAAGAACAAUUUCGUAUCAGACAGGAAUGCAAAGCAGUCUUCUAGCCCUUGCACUGGCGAACAGAUUUUUCCAGGAUCCGCUUGUGGGUGUUCCUCCUGCCAUAUCUGUAGUGUUGAUGUCUCUGAUGGGAUUUGCUCUAGUAUUGCUGUGGUCCCACAAGCCAUCGCAGCAUUGAGUAUCAAAACUUUUCCUCACUGGUAAUU